UCCCGUUGCCAGGAUACAGUACAUUCUCUGUUGCUCAGGCAGCCACUCUGACGAACCCUGUUUGGCGACAGAUAAACUGGUUUUAAACUGGUUUUAAACUGGUUUAUUGUGGCUGUUCUCCAGUGUAAACCAGUGAGAGGUUAGCUGUUAGCUCCAGGCUGGUUAUCAGCUGGUAUUCUGCAGGUUUAGACCUUUAAAAGUCGCUGUUAGCCGUUAGCUCCGUUAGCUCCGGUUAGAGCUGAACUUUCAUUUGUCUUCAGAGGGUUUAUGGACCAGAACCGGUCCUUUCACACCGUUAUCUGGCGUUUAGAACCGGAACCGAAGCUGCUGUGACCCAGAGAGAGGAGAGCCGGAGCGGAGCCGCCAUGGAGCGGGGGAAGGAGGCCCAGCUGCUGAGGAACCAGCCCUACGAUGAGAGCCUGGAGGUGGAGGAUGGAGAGGAGGUCCCCAGCCUCUACAGCCCGGCCCCCCGGGGACAGAGACAGCCAGAGGCCAGCAGGAAGCAGCUGGAGCCAGAGGGGCCAAAGCCAGGGGCCAGUCCCAGCCAGGAGGAGGAGGAGGAGGAGGAAGACUCUGAGGAGGAUGACACAGAUGAAGAUGAUGAUGAUGAUGAUGAGACCACAGAGGCUGUAGAGGGAGCCUAUGACCCUGCAGAUUAUGCCAACCUGCCCGUUACCACGGAGAUCAAGGAGCUGUUCCAGUACAUCACCCGCUACUCUCCUCAGACCUUAGAGCUGGAGCACUGCCUCAGACCCUUCAUCCCAGACUUCAUCCCUACUGCUGGAGACAUCGACGCCUUCCUGAAGGUUCCGAGACCCGAUGGGAAACCUGACAACCUGGGGCUGCUGGUUCUAGACGAGCCCAGUGCCAAACAGUCGGACCCCACGGUUCUGUCCCUGUGGCUGUCAGAGGAGACCAAGCAGCACGGAGCCACGGAGCUGAAGAAGGUGACCAGCGUGGCGAGCCCUCACACCAACCCGCGGGUGGUGGACAGCUGGGUGGACAGCAUCAGCGCCCUGCACCGGUCCAAACCCCCGGCCAGCGUCCAGUACGGCCGCCCCAUGCCGGACAUCGACAGCCUGAUGCAGGAGUGGCCCCCCGAGCUGGAGGAGGGGCUGGGGAGGCUGCAGCUGCCGCCGGCCCGGCUGAGCUGCGACCUGCGGCAGUACGUGGACAUCAUCUGCAGCCUGCUGGACAUCCCCGUCUACGGAAGCAGGGUCCACAGCCUGCACCUGCUCUUCAGCCUCUACCUGGAGUUCAGGGACUCCCAGCACUUCACCAGCAGGGCCUAGCAGGGACCGGGUCCUCCUCUUCUGGUGCUGGUAAAGGGUGGACCAGCAGGGACUGAACCAGAACCACCAACCUUUAGGAACCUUUGCAGAACCAGAGUCCUGCUGUGUGUUUAGAACCGGGUCGGACAGUGAUGUGUUAA
Molecule: messenger RNA, 1432 nt
Organism: Cyprinodon tularosa
Lineage: Eukaryota; Metazoa; Chordata; Actinopteri; Cyprinodontiformes; Cyprinodontidae
Gene: ift46
Product: intraflagellar transport 46 homolog (Chlamydomonas)
Exons: 5
Coding region: 366-1292 (308 amino acids)
Biological process (GO): cilium assembly; intraciliary transport
Cellular component (GO): motile cilium; intraciliary transport particle B; centrosome
Source: RefSeq, a predicted model, not a curated record